Molecule: messenger RNA, 1581 nt
Organism: Homarus americanus (American lobster)
Lineage: Eukaryota; Metazoa; Arthropoda; Malacostraca; Decapoda; Nephropidae
Gene: Atg10
Product: ubiquitin-like-conjugating enzyme ATG10
Exons: 2
Coding region: 789-1457 (222 amino acids)
Biological process (GO): macroautophagy; protein lipidation; protein modification by small protein conjugation
Cellular component (GO): intracellular anatomical structure
Molecular function (GO): Atg12 transferase activity
Source: RefSeq, a predicted model, not a curated record
ACGAAAAGAAGUCAUCUAACCUAACCCUAGCCGGCCCCCCGGUAGGCCUAGCUUAAACUAACCUAACCUAUCAUUCAUUUCCUACAAGUAAAAAUGGAAAGCCUCAUAAUAAGGAGAUGUAAAUGUUUCAGUUGUUGAAAACUUUGGGGCACACCAUGUCUGAAAGUACAAUACUGUACUUUAGUUAGAAGUGGAAAGACCAGGGAUAGGUUAAGGGUCAUCGACCUCCUCCUCGCCGGAAUUUACAAGGCAAUUUACAGUGCGGGCACUUCACAGACAUAGGGAGAACACCAUGAUUUAGUAGGAAUUGGAUAGCUUGAUCGUCUUUGUCGUAAAACUGCAACAAACUUGAAAUAAUAUCAUAGGCAUGAUUUACAACCAACCUCCAUCACGGCCAUUGUCACACUGGCAAUUGAAAUUGAAAUCCGUACCCAGGCUGCUCCCUUUGAAAAAUUUUUAUUUGUGUUUGAUUGAAAAAAAAAAUCGGUGAUGAGAUCGAUACAGCAUUGGUCACGACUGCACAUGCGUAUGUAAACACACUCGUAAUUAACUCGGUUUCACACCGAUAACAUCUCCUCACAGAUACGAAGACUGAAAAAUACAUCAAGUGUUGCAGCUGUUUUGGCAAGAAAGCUCAAAUAUCAUGCAAAGAAGUCACUUGAGGUACACAGUAACUCCUUAAAGUACUAUGGAAUGAAGUCUCUCAAGUCCUUCACAGAAAAUCUCUCAGGUUUCACACAAAUCAAGGCAUCGCUCAUUUAAAGAGAGGGGGAAGAAUUUCAGAAGUCAUGGCCUGUAUAACUUAUGAAGACUUUACAGUGGCCUGCCUGGAAUUUGUCAAAAUGUCAGAAAAACUUGGAGAUAAUUGGAAAAUCAGAGGUAAUGUUCAAGAAGAAGGUGCAUUGUACCUUACAAAGACAGUGUUUAUUGAAAAUGGGUUUGGAGAUAAGGAAGAGACAUUAAAUAGAUUACCAUUCAUAACCGAGAAAUGUAAUACAGUUAUUGCAGAGGAUCAGGUUGAAGAAAGUACUAGUCUUUGUGAUGAACAACUAGAGAUGACAGAUCCUUCAGCUGUAGAAAUAUUAAAACCCAAAUUUUUUUUUACUUAUGAAUAUCAUAUUUUGUACAGCCUAAGUCACUCAGUUCCUACAUUAUAUUUUAAUGCCUGGCAUUCCUCAGGAAAGCUGUUAACAUUAGAGGAAAUCUGGAAGAGUGUUAAUUCUCAGUUUAAGGAACAAAUUAACCAAAAUAAAUGGGAGUCUUUAACACAGAAGGAACAUCCUUUGCUUGGCCAACCAUUUUUUCAGUUACAUCCUUGUUACACUGGAAAACUGAUGGAUCAGGUAAAGCUUGUUUCUCAUGAUUCCAGAUUUUUGUAUAAAUAUCUUGUAAGCUGGUUAAGUAUGUUUGGACCGGUCAUUGGACUAGAGCUUUUUUUGAAUUAUUUUUUAGACUAAUUGUAUGCUAGUAUUUUAAUGUUAAUACAGUACAAUACAGGUUGUACCUCUAGUCCGGCAUUCUGUGGUCCGGAAACUCCCAUGGUCCGGAACGACGAUUCUAGUUUGUCCAAUAGGUAGAUAG